This is a messenger RNA of Gigantopelta aegis, 591 nucleotides long. RefSeq lists its product as uncharacterized. NCBI's taxonomy places the organism in Eukaryota, Metazoa, Mollusca, Gastropoda, Neomphalida, Peltospiridae. The record is from RefSeq and is a predicted model, not a curated record. The transcript has a single exon. The coding region runs from base 1 to 591 and encodes 196 amino acids.
AUGGCAACAGUAAUGCCAACUGUAGAAGUGAAAGGCUGUGCAUUCCACUUCACCCAGGCUGUAUACCAACAUAUACAGCAAGUUGGUCUCCAACAAGCCUAUCAAACCAACGACGGAACCUUCAAAUUGUUGAUGAAGGUGAUGGCUGUGUGCUUCAUCCCAGGGAAUCACAUCCCAGCCUUGUUCCGGCAACUGCAGAUGGAGGCAACUACAGUCAGUCUAAAAGCCCUGUUUGAAUAUGUCGGCAAUACCUGGAUCACAAGCGCUGUUUGGCCACCAUCAUCUUGGAGCGUCUACGGACUCAGUAUCCGAACAAAUAAUGAUGUUGAAGGGUGGCACAACAGACUAAAUAAACGUGGUCGCCCACAUAUGCCAUUUUAUAUGCUGAUUACCCUGCUAUUCAAAGAGGCCAGAUUGGUACCCUUGCAAGUUCGAUUGGUGAGCGAGUCAAAACUGCAACGUCACCAAGAAACAAAAUACCGGGAUCUUCAAAAAAAAAUCUUUAAGUACUGGGGAGAAUAUGUGGAAGGCUCACGUAGUGCGCUGCAGCUUCUACGUUCAUGUUCCAAAUUAAAUGGACCCGUCCAGUAG